CACACGCCAGGAUGUUCAAGAAAUUCAAGGACAAGCUCGCGGAGGAGAUGAAGCAGUCGCCUGCGAGGUUGCAGGCGAGUGUGCAACAACUGGCGCAGGCAGUGGUAUCGCCGGCCUUGUCCAACAGCUCUAUUCAGGAAGUGUCAGCGUCGAACGACAAUUUCAGUCUGACGGAGGAUGGAGAUGAAACGCCAAAGAAUACUCCAGUGAAGCAUAGUUUCCAAAAUGUUGACCUGAUGUCGCCGUCUCCGAAUCGUAUGGAGGUCUCGAGACGAUCUUCAGUGAGUAGUAUCACCAGUGACGCGUCCUCUUUGUUUCCAAUGUACGAGAGUCCUCCGAAUCUUUAUCAUUUACAGUCGGAUAUAGAUCAGUCGGCUAGCGAAAUGGACGAUAAUAUCAGUCCUCAUCUUGAUAGAGUUACGAAGGAUCAGUUAUAUUCCGCUUACAAAAAGGUGCAAACCAAAUAUCACAAGUAUCGCGGUAGAUAUACGGAUCUGGCUACACACUAUCGCGAAUUGGACAGAGUGAAAUCCAGGCUGGAAUCUGUAUUGGUUGAAACACAAGACAAGGUUCUAAGAAGAAUAACCGACCUAAAGGAGCAAUGUCAAUUAGAACAACAAGCGAAAGCACACUUAGAGGAUGUACUGAGGAAUGAUAUAGAAGAAAAAGAUCACAUCAUAAAUACAUUGAAUACAAAGAUAAAAUUGUUACAAUCAAGCGGACCAAUUUUAGACAAUUCAGUGUUGGAAGAGGCUCAACCAAAGGAGAGUUCUAAAGAAAACCUAAUCGAUUUGGCAAAUGAAACUAAUGACGAGACUAAUGCGCUAUCGAUAGAAAAUACUCAGUUAAAGGAUAAGCUAAAAAAGCUGGAAAGUCUCGUUUUGAAGUACAAGGAAUCCUUAAAACGUAAUAAGGAGAAAUUUUUGGAUGUGAUGAAGGAGAAGAAUAUUUUGGAGAACGAUCAUGAGACGCUAAAGAAUUCCACUGCCGAGAAAAUCAACGUUACGGAAAGUGAACUGAGUGCGGCGCGUAUCCAGAUUGAAAAACUGACUGAGCAAAUAGAUACUUUGCACAAACGUGAGGAAGAAUCAGCGAUUUCGUUAGCUGAAAAUAAACUUUCCGUACACAGAGAACUCGAGGAGAAAGAGGAACAAAUUAAACAGCUGCGAAUCGACCUGAAAUAUGUGACGGAAGAUAAAGAAAAUUUAAACGAGGCAGUAGCGAGAUAUAAGGCCGAUUUGAGUGAACUAAAAUCCUUGCACACUGAUUCGGAUAAAAAUGCAAUAGAGAAAAUUGAAGCAAUAAAAUCUAUGCAACAAGUGGGAAUAAAACAUCACAAGGAAGUCGAUCAUAGUGAAAAGAUUAAAACAGAAGACGAGAAUAAACUAGACGAAAUAACGGUUCGUUUAAAAGAAAAAGAAAUCGAGUUACAAGAACUACAAGAUAAAUUGGACGAAAUGGAAAAACAAAAUAUAGAAUAUAAAUACGAUAGAACAUCUAUACAAAGUGAACUGGUUGCUUGGAAGACCACAUAUUCGGAUCUGAGGGAAGAAUAUCAAGCACACAAGAUUAUCGCAGAAGAAAGACAAAAAGACGCUGACUCGACGAUUGAGAAACUGCAAACGACAGUACAAAGCGUUGACAAAGAAUUGGAGAACAUGAGAAUCGCGUUGAUCGAUAGGGAUCAGGUGUGCGAAAAUUAUAAUAAAAAGGUGCAACAAUACACGGGCAUGCUCGAAGAAGCUAAGAAUAAAUUGACCGAACAGAAAGCAGAAAUCAUAUCGCUGAAUGAUAAAUUAGAAAAGUUUUCAGAGCUACAAGAAGAAUUGGAGAAUAAAACAAUCGAAUUAAGCGCGAUACAAAAUGAGUUCGAGCUUUGCAAAUCUACGAUCGAUGACUUUAAAAACAAAGUUCAAGCAGAUAGUUCAGUUAUAAAUUUACUGAAAAAAGAGAGAAGCGAUUUUAUAAAUCGUCUUAUUUAUUAUAACGAUUGUAUACAUCGUUUAAAGCAGGAUUGUAUGGUUGUAAAAAAUGUCGUUGCAGAGGAGUUCUUAAAUCAAAAGGCCAAAAUAUUGGACGUGAGCGUGAUUCUUGCCACAUCUUUUACAAAAUUCGAAGAAGAGAAUAUAACACUGAGAUCCGAAAUAGAUGAAUUGCGUUCGAAGAUAAAAGAUCAAGAACAGCUUAUACUCAAAGAGACAGACUUGCAAUCAGAAUUUGUGCAAGUUGCGAAUCACAAAUUCGUACUAGAAGCGGAAUUGAGGAAAAGUAACGAACGACUGAAAGAGAUGAUGCUGAAGAGUAACCAAUACGAUGAACUUAAUACGACGAAUAACAAAUUAAUAGCAGAGAUCGAUAAUCUCAAUUUUAAAAUUCACGAUCUGAAAGUGGCAUCACACAAAUUAACGCAAUCACAACAAGAAAUUAAGGUUCUACGAGAACGACUGAGGACAUUAGAGAACCUUGAAUCUGUAAAUCAUGCGUUAUCUGUUGAGAUUGACGAUUUAAGGGAAAAACAUGCGCAGGCUAGUCAUGCUUUUAAAAAGAUAGAUGAAUUGAACGUGAAGUUACGUGAGGCGACUGAAGUCAUUAAUUUGUUCAAAUCGGAAAACAGCAAUCAAGAUACGUUGCGAAAAGAGCUGUACGCCUCGAGAUUAGAAAUCGCUCGCUUGAAGGAGGAUCUGGCUGAAAAAGAGGGUGAGAUAAAAAUUCGCGAUGAGAAACUAGCAAGCGAAGAAGAGCAUGUCGCCCAUUUAAAAUCCACAUGCGACAGUCAUAUACAGACAAUCGAGGAACAUGUGAGGAAGUAUUUAAACUUGGAAGCUGAGUACCAAGCGACGAGGGAAAAUCACGCGAAAGAAACUACUGAAUUAAUGGAGAAUAACAAGGCAUUACAGGAAACAAUAAACGUGAAACUCGUACAAUUGAAAAAGAUGAAAACUGUUAAAGAACGACAAAGUAAAACAAUUGAGGAGAUAAAAGCUGAGCUUGAUCAAUCAAAGACUCGGCAGGCAGAAAUGUCCAAAAUGUUGGAAACUUUCGAGAAACAGAUAGAGUCGCUGAAAUUAGAAAAUUCUCAACUUGUGACGAUUACCUUGGAAAACAAAGAUCUGAAAGAUCAGCAAAACGAUCUUCUGAGCCGUAAUCAGAAGCUUUGCGAAAAUGAUAAGGCUCUGAAGCAGAAAAUCUCAGAUUAUGAGAAGGAGAUUGAAGAAUUGCGGAAAACAGUGAAGAAUUACAUGGAAUCCUAUAAAUCUCAGCUCAACAAUCAAAGUGAGAAGGCAGAACGUUUAAGCAAUGAAUUAAGUAAUGUUAGUGCGCAAUUAGAACGUAAAGAUGCGGAAUUGAAUUCAUUAAAUGAGAGAUUAGUGAUGAGUGAAAAAGAAUCACAAGAAAUUAAAGGAAAACUUGAUGAGAGGGAUGUCGAGUUGAAGGAUAAAAUUUCCGAAUUAGGUACAGCUAUGACAAACGGUAACGUCAUGAAGGAAGAGAAUUUGCGGCUUUGUGCAGAAUUGAGGACGCUAAGAGAUGAAGUUAAAAAAAUUAAAGACGUGGAAGAAAAGAAUAAAAAGCUGAAAUUAGAACUUAAUGAUUUAAUCCAAAGGAAUUCUGGCGCAGAGGCAAUACGUUCGGAGAACAACAUAUUGAUUGCCGAGCAAAAAAUUCUUAAGGACAGAAUUGCCGAGUUAGAAAGAGUAAAAUCUAGCAGCAUGCAGUUGCAAACUCAUGUAAAUAAUUUACAGUCUAAGAUAUCUAGUUUAGAGGUCCUACGUAUGGAAAAUAGUAGACUGCAGUCGGAGAUUGAAGCUUUGCAGUCCGCGAAAAAUUCGUCGCCGGAAGUGGGCGCCUUGAAAGAUACAUUGAUGGCGAAAGACGCCGAGAUAAAAUUAUUGGAAGAUAAAAUAUCCAACAUGUCACAAGAGAUUGGAAAUUUAAAACGAUUUUCGCUCGAAAUCGAUGAAAGGAGGAAGGGUACAGACUCACUGAGAAAUUCGCUCGCGUCAGCGGAAGAAAAGAUCACCGGUUUACAGUCAGAAAUUAAUUCUCUCAUUCGGACAAACGAUGCGUUAAAGAAAGAAUUGGAAAUUAUCCGUAAGGACAAAGACGCGAAGGGCCAACUCAUCAGUGACACGUUGCGCGAAGAGAAUAAGAGAUUAGAGGCCCAGCUCGAUGAAGCGUUGAUUACAUUCCAAGCGAAAGAGACGCAGAUGCAACUUGCAAAUAAUGAACUAAGAUCGCAAACCAAUCAACUGAGGGAACAGUUGAAGACCAGCGAGGAGGAACAAGGCAUGAGGUUGAAGCAACUGGUGAAAGAGUUUCAAGCUCAGUUGCAUGACAAAGAAGAAGAACUUCAAGCCGCGUUAGAGAAACGUUUCGAUCGCCAACACAACUACGAAUCGAAUCUUGUACAGCAAUACAAAGAACAAUUAAAAGAUUGUCAAAUAGAGUUAACAGAGAAAUCUGAGCAACUCGAGAGUCUUGUUCUAGAGAAAAAAGAUGUGGUAGCAGAGAAGGGAAAGGAUAUUGAUCGCUUGGUAGAAACCAUUGCGCAAAUUAAAAAGGAACACACUGAUGAAAUAAAAGAAUUAGAGAAAAAGUGGAAGGCUAUAGUGCAGCAGAAAAUCGAUAAUCUGCAAGUUAAACAUGAGGACGAAUUGAACGAACUAACAAAAGAGUGGCAAAACGAAAGAAAGCCUGAUGCACAAACUGAUGCAGCUUCCGAGGAAUUGGAAAGUACUUCUCGCGUGGCGAUGGCCGCGAUACACACGAGCACCGGCUCGAUUCACACUUUGCAACAGACUCUGACGUCUCAGAGGCGAGAACUCGCGGAACUUAGGAAACUGGUCAGUUUGCGACACGACACAUUGGAAGAUUCAACGGAAAUUGAGUAUCUUAGAAAUAUUCUGUUCGAAUACAUGAUGGGAAGAGAGACGAUGGUGCUCGCCAGAGUAAUCGCUGCCGUUGUCAAGUUCGACCAAGAACAGACCGCGAAGAUACUUAAGAAGGAGGAGGAUAAGCUAACUCUGGCUCUUGUGAAGCUGCUCUACAGUAUUGGUGAAAUUAAUGGGAAUUCCCAGUAUUGCACCAUAUUUAGUACUGAAAGUACCAGCAUGAAGCAAAUCGAAACCAAAUACGCUGACGGGCAACGUUGCUCGCAUGUGUUAGUAAAUAUGGCAAAGAUAGAAGAGAAGUCGAUUAAUUUCUUCGAGCAGUUAGAACGUGUAUUUCCAAUAAUUAAGGGAAAGAUUCAAGAGGAAUGCACAGAGGAGGAAUUUGCGAAUUUAGUGGAAAUUAUACAAUUCGUCAAGACAACAGAAUAUAUCAUAGAGGUUGUGAUUCAUAACAUAGAACAAUACAUCCGUUGUCACGUGGCGCCGACAUUCUGGAAGAAAUUUGAGUAUACAGAGGAUAGCCAACGGGGUUUUGAAUUGUUCAAAUCUGCUGUUGAUGAUCUGUACACCAGUCUCACAGAGUUUCUGCCGAUUCUAAAAAAGCUAGAAUUCUUAAGACAGAACAAAGGCGAAACAUCAAACAUUGACAACAGUAUAGAUAUAGAGGCACAAUUCAAGCUCAUUGUGAGAGCGACGUUAUUGAGCCAAUUACCUCUGUGUCAUGAAUGUAUCAUAGAACAUUUUUACAAAAUCGCAUUCAAUGUAUUUUGUAAUUCAGAUAACUCGUCACAAGAUAUAUCAAUCAGCGAGAUCCAGUGUAUAGGAUGUAGCCAGGAAAUGGAGAAUUGUCGAUGUCAGAUGAUAGUUUAUAUGUUUCACGAAACAAAUAGAAAAUUAAUCGAGUUGGAAUUAUUGGAGAGACUUGUGGGAAAUGUACUCACAUCGCUAAUCCAUAUUCGUAUUAAAAAUCAUGUAAUUCAAACGUGUGAUAAGACAUUUGAUGUGUCGCAAUUGAUCUCUUUAGAAAAUUGGCUCGAAACUGUCGUGAUGAAUUGGUUAAUAAGAGUUUAUUCCGGUGGUUUCUCGAAAACGGUAGCACUUAGCGAUGAAGUUCGUAACGCCAUAAACAAGUUCAAACAGAAACUAUCUCAUUUUCUGUACGAAACAUACACUAAUAUAAGAAUCGAUCAUCUAUUUAAUAUAAUAAUAGAAUAUCCCGAGUCGCAGCCUGCGGUGGAUGAUCUCCGAGUUUGUUUAGAAAGAACUGAUAAACGGAAGGUUCUGGUUAAGAAUUUGCAAGAAGCGAUUAAAACGCGGCUCCUGCAUGCUGGUGUAAAUACUCCAGAUAUAGUAACCGCUUAUAUUGCUGCGAUCAAAGCGCUCAAGCAUCUUGAUCCAACUGGCGUUCUUCUAGAAGCUGUAACGGAACCUAUUAAGUGCUAUUUGAGGAGUAGAGAAGACACCGUACGUUCCGUCGUUAAUAGCUUGCUUGAUGAUUCACCCAGUGAAUUAGCCGACGAAUUGGUGAAAGGCGAGUGCUUGCAGCUGGACGAUGGUUCGGCGGAUGAUGAGACUGAAGAUUGGGAAAAAUGGAUGCCGGAUCCAGUCGAUGCUGAUCCCGCUAAAUCGACACAGCGUAAAGUAUCCGAUAUCAUCUCUACGCUGGUGAAUGUUUACGGCAGCCAGGACUUAUUCGUCAACGAGUAUCGCACAUUGCUAGCGGAUAGACUGCUUUCACAACUCAACUAUCAUACCGAACGCGAGAUACGUCACUUAGAGUUGUUGAAGAGACGAUUCGGAGAGAAUCAAUUGCAUUACUGCGAAGUUAUGCUGAAAGAUGUUUAUGAUUCGAAAAGAAUAGAUGGUAACAUCCAUUCCGAUACCAGUUACAAUUUGCAGAGGGAACUCUUUCCCACUUCCGCGCUCAUACUAUCAGCGCAAUUCUGGCCGCCGUUCAAGGAAGACUGGAAAUUGAAAUUACCAAGCAUCGUGCAGAAUCAACUGAAUAAAUAUGUGAAGGCGUUUGAGGCCUUGAAGGGAAACAGGACGCUCUGUUGGAAGCCUCACUUAGGAAACGUGAGUCUGGAAAUUGAAUUGAAGGAUAGAAAGCUAGAUAUAAACGUCACACCGGUGCACGCAACAAUUAUCUUGCACUUCCAAGAUAAAAAUGAGUGGACUUUGCAAGAGCUGGCGGAGGUGAUGCAUGCACCGGCGACUGUUCUUCGACGUAAGAUAGCAUUUUGGGUAUCACAAGGUCUUUUGAAGGAGACUUCUAGUGAUGUGUUCGUUUUGCAAGAGGAAAGUACGUCGAAGAACCGUUUAUCGACAGACAUCGUUGAGGAGGAGGAGACUGAGAGUGCAAUGGCUUCAGCCAGCGAUCAGAGAGAGGAGGAAUUGCAAGUGUUCUGGUCGUACAUCGUUGGAAUGUUGACGAAUCUAGAAUCAUUGCCAAUAGAAAGGAUUCAUCAGAUGUUGAAAAUGUUCGCGUCGCAAGGACCGGGUGCUGUCGAAUGCGGCUUACCAGAAUUGAGGCAGUUUCUGGACAGAAAAGUUAGGGAACACCAACUGUUACUUUCCGGUAGUUUCUAUCGAUUACCAAAGUCAUAA
Atta colombica is the source of this 7499-nucleotide messenger RNA. RefSeq names its product golgin subfamily A member 4-like. Bases 12 to 7499 code for a protein of 2495 amino acids. NCBI's taxonomy places the organism in Eukaryota, Metazoa, Arthropoda, Insecta, Hymenoptera, Formicidae. The transcript is spliced from 16 exons. Gene Ontology annotation, cellular component: anaphase-promoting complex. The record is from RefSeq and is a predicted model, not a curated record.